UCACUGACAUCACCACUGCUCGUUUUCCUCAGUUCUUCUUCUUCUUCCUUUUCCUUUUUUCUCUCUAUAUUUCUUCUUCUUCAUAGUCUCUCUCUCUCUCUUGUUCGCUCUGGUUUUUCUUGAGAGUUUUGACGAGAGAGAGAGAGAUAUCAGUAAUGGCGGCACUUAGCAAAUGGCCUUCUCUGUCUCUCUUUGCCCUUGCAUUGGUGUUCUUCGUAACAAUCGCUCUGGUUCGCAAAGAAAAGACCUCUGAAAUUAGGACUGUGUUAGCGACGGAGUUUCAGAGCUCUAGCAACUCAUUAAUGGCGACUAGGGUGAAGAAUGAUGAUGUGGAGCAAGAACUCAACAAUGAACAUGCUGUGGAUAAUCCUGACGAGAUUGCUGCCUCUGUUGAGAUGAGUAUCCGUAAUAGCACUGAAAGGAGGAAGUUGGGAUACUUCUCCUGUGGAACAGGCAAUCCCAUUGAUGACUGCUGGCGUUGUGACUCCAACUGGCACCGUAACCGUAAGCGUCUUGCAGAAUGUGGCAUCGGGUUUGGUCGGAAUGCUAUUGGUGGACGUGAUGGUCGUUUCUAUGUUGUCACUGAUUCGAGUGACCACGAUCCGGUGAACCCAAAGCCAGGGACUCUUCGUCAUGCUGUCAUUCAAGAGAAACCUCUUUGGAUUGUGUUCAAAAGGGACAUGGUGAUUCAAUUGAAACAGGAACUUAUCAUGAACAGUUUUAAGACAAUUGAUGCUCGAGGGGUAAAUGUACACAUUGCCAAUGGCGCUUGUAUCACAAUCCAGUUUGUGACUAACAUCAUUAUCCAUGGUCUUCACAUCCAUGAUUGCAAGCCCACAGGGAAUGCCAUGGUGAGAAGCUCAACAACUCAUUUUGGGUGGAGAACCAUGGCUGAUGGAGAUGCCAUUUCCAUCUUUGGAUCAAGCCAUAUAUGGAUUGAUCACAAUUCACUCUCUAAUUGUGCUGACGGACUCGUUGAUGCUGUCAUGGGCUCAACUGCAAUCACAAUCUCCAACAAUCACUUCACUCACCACAAUGAGGUGAUGCUUCUAGGCCAUAGUGAUUCCUACACAAAGGACAAGCAAAUGCAAGUCACCAUUGCUUAUAACCAUUUUGGAGAGGGACUCAUUCAAAGAAUGCCAAGAUGUAGGCAUGGCUAUUUCCAUGUGGUGAACAAUGACUACACUCACUGGGAGAUGUAUGCCAUUGGUGGGAGUGCAAACCCCACCAUCAAUAGUCAAGGCAACAGAUAUGCAGCUCCAACCAACCCCUUUGCCAAAGAGGUGACAAAGCGAGUCGAAACGCCAGAGAGCGAAUGGAAGGGUUGGAAUUGGAGAUCAGAAGGAGAUAUGUUGCUGAAUGGUGCUUAUUUCACUCCAUCAGGUGCUGGAGCUUCAGCAAGCUAUGCCAGAGCCUCCAGCUUAGGAGCCAAAUCUGCUUCCAUGGUUGGAUCCAUCACUUCUUCUGCAGGUUCGCUCCCUUGCCGCCGAGGCCAUCCCUGCUAAGACUUGUCCACGUGUCCUCCAUUUUAACUUCAAACAUCAAAUGUUAAAAGCCUUUCCUCUUCCUGUUUGAUUUCCAUCAUAUCUCCCUUGUCCCUUCAUUUAUAAUAGCCAUUUAACAAAGUACACAUUUUUUUUCCUUUCAAACUUGUUUUUAAAACCUUCAUUCCUUCCACCAUUGUUGUGUUCAAUCUGUUGGUUGCUCAACCUCGGCCUGCUUCAGCUGAAAAGAAAAUGCCAUAUUAGGGGCAGGUGCAGAAGCGUUGUCCUUGUUGUUUUUCUUCUUUUUUUUGGGUCUGUUUUUGUUUACCAUCAAGUUAACCCAUCUUUCCAUCUCUACCACAGUCGUUUUGUGAUACAAUAUUGUUGGUCAUUACUCAUUACAACACUAUGUUUUACAUUUACUCUGGGUUUUGUAAUUGUUUUUUUUUUUUUUUCCCCCUUUUUGAGUCCAUGAGAGACAGCUUAAAGAAGAUUAUAAAAGUUAAAAAGGAAAGUAGUGAUGUUGUUAUUGUUUUUGUCAGAUUUAUUGUCCUUUUGUAUUUAUUUUUCUUCUCUUUUUACUUAGUGGGAAAUGUUAAGUUUUGGUUACAGUUGGUUUGUUCA
This is a messenger RNA of Benincasa hispida (wax gourd), 2108 nucleotides long. RefSeq names its product putative pectate lyase 1. The record is from RefSeq and is a predicted model, not a curated record. Gene Ontology annotation, molecular function: pectate lyase activity. NCBI's taxonomy places the organism in Eukaryota, Viridiplantae, Streptophyta, Magnoliopsida, Cucurbitales, Cucurbitaceae.